Molecule: messenger RNA, 1460 nt
Organism: Triticum aestivum (bread wheat)
Lineage: Eukaryota; Viridiplantae; Streptophyta; Magnoliopsida; Poales; Poaceae
Product: cathepsin B-like protease 2
Exons: 11
Coding region: 204-1262 (352 amino acids)
Biological process (GO): proteolysis; regulation of catalytic activity
Molecular function (GO): cysteine-type endopeptidase activity
Source: RefSeq, a predicted model, not a curated record
GAAUUAAAUCGAGCGUGUAUUUCUUGUAUUUUGUGGAUUGUUGGCCCAAUAAACCCAAUGAGAGGGAGCGUGGGCGUCAUCUCCGUCCAAUAAAAAAAGGAUGCGUGGGCGAAGAGGAGAAUCAAAGCAACUACUCCUGGCAGCAGCAGCUAGCCAGCUACCCCUGCUUGCUUUGCUUUGCUUCCCCGUCGAGGAAGAAGAAGAUGGGGGGCGUGGGCGUCUCCCUUGCGCUGCUCGCCGCCGUCGUCCUCUCCGCCGCUGCUGCUGCCCCGCAGCUAGCGGGAGCAGCCAAGGCAGAGCAUUCCCUAGGAAUCAUCCAGAAGGACAUCAUUCAGACGGUCAACAAGCAUCCCAAUGCCGGGUGGACGGCUGGACACAACCCCUACUUCGCAAACUACACUAUUGAGCAAUUCAAGCAUAUCCUGGGUGUGAAGCCAACGCCUCCGGGUUUGCUCGCUGGUGUUCCAAUCCAAACCCAUCCAGAAUCAGUGGAUCUCCCCAAGGAGUUUGACGCUAGAACUCAAUGGUCCAGUUGCAGCACAAUUGGGAACAUACUUGAUCAAGGUCACUGUGGUGCCUGUUGGGCCUUUGCUGCCGUGGAAGCUCUCCAGGAUCGUUUCUGUAUUCAUCUCAACAUGAGCGUCACACUUUCGGUCAAUGACCUACUGGCUUGCUGUGGUUUUCUGUGUGGUAGCGGUUGUAAUGGAGGAUAUCCUAUCAGCGCAUGGCGCUACUUCCGUCGCAGUGGUAUCGUCACUGAGGAGUGCGAUCCAUACUUCGAUCAGACUGGUUGCCAGCAUCCUGGAUGCGAGCCAGCUUAUCCUACACCAAAAUGUCAAAGGAAAUGCAAGGUGCAGAACCAAGUGUGGAAGGAAAAGAAGCAUUUCAGUGUUAAUGCGUACAGAGUACAUUCUGAUCCCCAUGACAUCAUGGCAGAGGUCUACAAAAAUGGCCCUGUAGAAGUUGCUUUCACCGUUUAUGAGGACUUCGCACACUACAAGUCAGGAGUGUACAAGCACAUCACAGGUGGCGUGAUGGGAGGUCACGCCGUCAAGUUGAUUGGUUGGGGAACCAGUGAUGCUGGCGAGGAUUACUGGCUUCUUGCAAAUCAGUGGAACAGAGGCUGGGGUGAUGACGGGUACUUCAAGAUCAUAAGGGGCAAGAAUGAAUGUGGCAUCGAAGAAGAUGUUACUGCCGGUAUGCCCUCGACAAAGAACACGGCCAGAAACAAUGAUGUCGCCUUUGGAACGGCCAUACUUUGAGCAGCGCCCUGGUUACAAACACGGUUGAAGUUAGCUGUUUGCAUGUCAAAUGAAGCCAGUAAAUUAGCUUUGAUGGUUCCAGGAUACUGUAUUAUGUACACUAGCGCAAACGCUGAUAUGUUGCUGAAACAACACCUUGUUCAGAAACAAAAGGGAGUAAUAAUAAUACCAACAAAACCAUAAGGCUGUCAUCUCUAA